Messenger RNA from Hemibagrus wyckioides, 1917 nucleotides. It is a transcript of the gene frzb, whose product is annotated as frizzled related protein. The record is from RefSeq and is a predicted model, not a curated record. Gene Ontology annotation, cellular component: cytoplasm. The transcript has 5 exons. Gene Ontology annotation, molecular function: Wnt-protein binding. Lineage: Eukaryota; Metazoa; Chordata; Actinopteri; Siluriformes; Bagridae. Gene Ontology annotation, biological process: canonical Wnt signaling pathway; non-canonical Wnt signaling pathway. The coding region runs from base 213 to 1085 and encodes 290 amino acids.
AAGAGAUUUUCCUUUGUUUUUGGUUUUUUUUUUUUUUUUUUUUUUUUUUUUAACAUUACAGGAGAACGAUGAGAUUUGUGCACAUACUCGCGUGACCAAGACGCGAGGAGUUUUUUUUUUUAUUUUUUAUUGUUUUAAAAACUUUUGUCCAGCACCGGAGAUCAGGAGCGCUGUCGCUUGAGCUUUAGACUCUCCGACAUUAGAUCGAGACGAUGUGGCGUGCGUUUAUCCCUGAACUGGUGUGUGUGGUGGCCGCGGUGGCGUGCCUGGUCCUGGUGUGGUGUCCGAGUGGAGCGGCUCUGGCCGGCUCGUGCGAGAUGGUGCGCAUCCCUCUGUGCCAACCCAUGCCGUGGAACAUGACCAAGAUGCCCAACCACCUGCACCACAGCACGCAGGCUAACGCUGUUCUCGCCAUCGAGCAGUACGAGGCGCUACUGGAUACUGGCUGCAGCCCGGACCUGCUCUUCUUCCUGUGCGCCAUGUACGCGCCCAUCUGCACCAUCAGCUUUCAGCGCGACCCCAUCAAGCCGUGCAAGUCGGUGUGCGAGCGCGCCAAGGCGGGCUGCGAGCCUGUGCUCAAGAAGUACAACCACUCGUGGCCCGAGAGCCUGGCGUGCGACGAGCUGCCGGUGUACGACCGCGCGGUGUGCAUCUCACCUGAAGCCAUCGUCAAAGCCGAUCCAUCAGAUCGGUGCAAGUGCAAGUCUGUGAAACUCGCCCAAAAGACCUAUACGAAGAACAAUUACAAUUAUGUAAUACGUGCACGGGUGAAGGAGAUAAAAAGCCGCAGUCACGACCUCAGUGCCAUCGUGGAAGUAAAGGAUGUGCUGAAGUCUUCUCUGGUUCACAUUCCCCGUGACACCGUGACGCUGCACUACAGUUCGGGGUGUCUGUGUCCCCCACUUGCAACCAAUGAAGAGUACAUCAUCAUGGGCUACGAGAACGAGGAACGAUCACGAUUGCUUCUCAUUGAGGGCUCCAUCGCACAGAAGUGGAAAGACCGAGUGGGACGCAAAGUGAAGCGCUGGGAUCAGGCCCUCAGCAAAGGCAGGAAACAGGAAAACGACAGACGCGUCCGUCCCUGACCUCGCCCCGACACGGACCAAACACGACCACACAGAAGUAUCUGAGAAAACUGAAAAAUAUUGCACUAAUCUACGUUCUUUAUGAUGUGUAAGGAGUUUGUAGCAGAGAUGUUUUUAGUUGUUUGCUUUGUAAGAUAAUUUUUUUUUUUAAACAAUAUCUCUUUCUUUAUUUUUAAUUUUAAUUUGCCUUUGCACAAACAAAAUGUUCAUUUCAACAUUGCUGCAUAUGUGUAUGUGUGUGUGUGGACUUUUAUUUUUGGGGGGUGGGGGGAGAUUUGGGUGACUUGCUUCAUGAUUGUGUUGGAAGGGAAGAUUGAUAAGGAUUCAAUGGGGCAUGAUGAGCGAGCUUAGACAAGAGCAGACGACUGUUUUCUAGCGGCGGAAAUAAAACGAUGGAAGAAAACGGUGUUCGGACGCGACGCGGCGGCGCGCCAUCCAGCUCCUCUGUGUCGAAGUCUCCCUGUCGCCGGAGUGAAACAAAACAGGAGGCGCCGUUUGGCACGAGAUGCAAACACAAGGACAAAUGUGAAAUGAAUUCUAUCAGUAACAAAGACAAUAUGUUAAGCAUUAACGAGUCACAUUCAUUUAAAAGCAAUAUUUCUUUUGCAUAUCGCCGUAGUUCUGGAUUUUGUAACUCUUAGGCACACGUCUGAUGUUCUUGAACAUUGGGACGCCGUUUAUGAACGGAUGCAUAAUAAUAGCCGUGGUUCAUUAAAGACAGCUGUUUUUAUAUUGGACGGAUUGAUACAAGAUGAUUCAGCCGUGCUCAAGCCAUUACUCAUCCUGCCUGUUAUCACAUUUAAAUCCACUAUUAAACAUAUCUGACUGGUCA